This is a messenger RNA of Vitrella brassicaformis, 4924 nucleotides long. The record is from the annotation of a GenBank genome assembly. Lineage: Eukaryota; Vitrellaceae.
CGAUGGUGAAGCGAAGAGGUGGAACUGUGCUGAAAGAGAGGUGUCGGAACGGCAGGAAGCACUGGAUGGCACAGGAUAUUGCACAGGAUGGCAAUCCAUCCUCCGAAAAAGAGUGGCAGUAUCUCUCUGUCUCCACCAAUUAGUUUCUCGCCCCAGAAUUCUCGCCGCCGUCGGUUCGCGCUUUUGGAGUCAGGCGCACGUGAUGAUGUCAUGUGCGCCGACUGAUUAGCCUGCCAUUUGAGUGAGCUGGCCAUGACCCGCUUCCUCGCAGCUGAUUGAUAUCAGGGGAUCACAGUGGGAUCAUGGGGCCUCGUCAAGUAGCACACGGCAGGAUCAGUUGUGAACACCACCAUGGCACCCACACCAUCCGCCUAUACAGUCACUCACCACUAAACCACUAAUACCCUUCUCUGCAGUACACGGCAUACGGUGCAGCUCAGGAACGGCCGUGGGUCACUCAGGGGACGGCCUGCAGCCUUUGGAAUGAGGUGCUCGACACGAGCGGGAGGAUGUGUGAGGGAUGGCCGCCUAUGAGGGUCCUCGGGCAGCUCAGCCACAGGCCAGUCACGGCCUUGCCGCACACCGCACAAACAUUCCGCUCCUUCAUGCACUUGCGCUGCGCCGCGCCCGCCACACACAGACAAACACAUGUGCUCGUGAGCCGGGCUGUGUGCCACGCACCGAAGGACGUGAUGGACGGAUGGAUGCUUACGCAGUGAAUGGGGUGUUUGUUGACGUGGUCUGAAGGGUUGAUGGCGCUCUGGAGCGGGUCGUGCGAUACACGGUCAGCGUCGAUGGCCACGCCGCACUCUGAACACUUGAUGACGGCCUGGGUAUGCUCGCGACCUGCACCCACAUACGAACCCUCGAUGGGAGGGCGAGUAGCUUCUCUGUUCAUGAUCACACAGACGUACCCAGCUGUCUGAUCUCCAGGAAGGGCGACAUUUUGAUGAAGCGAGCACACUCGACGUGAGACCUCAGACGACGGAGCAACUCUGACAAAUACAUGCAGACGGUGUGUGGUUCGUCCCACUGGCUGGGUGCUUUGUUCGCGCUUGCUCCCUCACCGAUAAUGCUCUUGCUCCAACGAAUCAGCUCCUUGCGCCUAAAACACCACACAUCGCGUUCGUCACACGUACUUGCAGCUGGGGCAAUGAGCCAGUGAGUGUAUCGACUGACCACUUCAUUAUGUCUUCAUCGGUUGCCAGGUUGAGCAUGAGUGUGAGGGCCGUGUGGGGGUCGUUUUGGCUGCGGAAAUGAGCCACGGUGGAGGCGAACUCCUCACAACGACACCAAUCCAACCAUUUGGCUGCACAGACCGCCAGGACACACCACAGUACGGGUGCACACGUCUGCCCUCCAUGUCAGUCAGACGUGCGUGCGUGUACCUAUGCCGCCACUGUAGCCUUCGAAAGGAGAGGCUGGAUACGUCAGGGAGCUCAUCAUGCCAUCAUCCACAUCGGGGCCGUCCUCCUGCUGCCCCUCUGCUUCCUCCGAUGACCGCUCAGCCACACCGGGAUUCCCACCGGAUUCAGACGCCACCCCUCCCUCAUAUAUCAGCUGUGCCUUGCUGCCCGCACCGAAGGAGAACACAAUCGGCCCAGAGUCGCCCCUGCCGCCGUCAUGCUGACACCAGGCGAGUGACGGCAGCGCCUUGACGGGGUCCAUCGAGUCAUGGCAAUCGUCAAUGUCCACGGCUGACAGGGCGGCAGAGCGGCCAGGGGGACCAUUGGCGCGUCUCGCAAGUGAGGGCAGCAGGUUGACCACCGCAUGGCACGUUGGAGCCUCAGUGCCGAGACUCAUGUGGCGACAUCCAUCAACAGCAGGCAGAUCAGUUGAUGGUGGAGGAGGAGAAGGUGCGCUCGCCUUGGGCGGCUGCAGUGUGGCCAGGAACGAGGGCGUCUGGCUGAGUGCGAGGGCGUGGGACGGCUGGAAGGGGUGUGUCGGGGUUGCAGGUGGGCUCUGGAAGAAGUCGGCCAUAAGACGAAACGACUGCGCCUUGAGAGGAUCUCCGGCCGUCUCGGCGACGGCCGCCCAGAGGUGGCAUGCAGCGGGGCCAGCGAGGGCCCUCACCAACCGAUCGCCCUCUCUGCACUGGGCAAACGCCACCGCAGCCUCACCAGCCCCCCCGUCAGACCGCAGAGUGGACCCCACAUUCCAUGCCGAUCGGUCGCCGCCGGUUCUGUCGUCCUCUCUGGUGGCAUGGGUCUUCUUGGCUUGUCUCCUCUUGCUGUCAGCCAGGUCACUCAACACCCACUCCAGCAGCUGACAUUGCACCGACCGGGGCAGCUGGCCGCAUAGCCGCUGCUGCUGAAGGGCAAGCAGCGCCAUGCCCGCUCGCGGGCCCCUGCCCUUGCCCUCGGGUGUCCUCGCCUGCCACUUGUGGAGCAGCUCCUUGGAGACAGCUUCCAUCCACGGUGCGAUCGCCGUCACCGGCACGUGGAAGAACAUGGCUUCGUUAGGCAGACAGUCGACCGCAAUGGCGUGCCGGAGAUAAUGCAGCGGGUCGGGGGCAUAAUGCUCGUCAUAGUCGCCGUGAACAUCCACUCUGGGCAGCGGCACCGUCAGGCACGACCGCACCGCCCGCGAUAUCGCGUCUCUCCUGACGUACGCCUGCAUGCUGAAGUCCUGCGGUGUGGGGGCCAGGCCGGUGUCGAAGGUGAAUCCCGUCCUCUCAUAGUCUGGGAUUGGGGAGGAGGUCCGCGGGGAGGUGUCUGCGGCGCACGUGAUGGGCGAGGGGCGGGGAACGGCGGUGGUCUGGAUGGACAGGCGCUCGGGGGACCUGGGAGCGAUGAAAGGGGGACACGUAUCAACAGCCGGCGCCCACGCGAUCGACACAGCCCUGAGGAAAACACGCAGAGACCCUGAUGAGCGCUCGGUGGGUUGGGGCGGUGAGUGUAGGCUGCCAACCUGGUGUGUCUGAGGGGCUGGUAGGCGUCUGCAAUGUCAUGUAGGAUGACCCGACGAUCGCUGCUGCACGAGACGAGGCGGUCGCUGUCGAUCCAGAUGAAGUCUUUGGCGGCCUCUGUGUGGCCCGUGAAGCUGUAGAGCGGCGAGUGCGGCGACGACAGCUCCCACACGUUGAUGUUGGGGUCCAUCACCGACGCACAACACGUCACCUGAGUGGGAUAACCAGGCCGCCAGCGGACGCAGCGGACGGGACUCACUGCACACACACACAGCCCAAUGAAGAAAUGAAAGGCAGUCAAUAGGUCCAGACCCCUCAUGCGUGUCAAGCUUGAGAUCUCGUGCCGUACCCGUGCGCAUGAAGGCGAUGGCUCGGUUGUUUUUGCGUAGGUCCCAGAUGUGAAUGUUCUGGUCCCUCGACGCGGCCGCGAAGACGUUGGGGUCGUGGGGAUUCCACCUGGCGGAGGUGACAGCCUGUGUGGAAACCAGAUGGGACCUCUCACGCGUGUAGCCCUUCGAGCUGGGCGGGAAGGCCAUGGCGACGUCAUCCAACGACGAUGAACUGCACCUGCAGAUACGGAGCAACAUGUGGAAAUCGAUGGGUCGGUCUCUCGGCUUGCUUGUUGUGUACCUGACGUCAUAGAGCACAACGAAUCCGUUCUCGAAUGACGUGAGCAUCUCGUGGUCCGAAUGGCCGUCGUAGACACCAUCCAAAGGCCGGCUCUGAAGAUCUCUGAACAGAAAGGAGGCAGUGAGCAUCGGGUAUCGCAUCGAGUGAAUGUCAUAUCAGUGGGGCUUGCAGUGGUCAGCUGACCGUACGGCGAUUCUGUUCAUGGUGUUGAAUUCGCACGACUGCCUCACGGGUGCCGGGGAGUUCGCCUUGAGGUGCUCGCAGUCGAAUAUCUUGAUGGCACCGUCAGAGAACCCACACACCACCUACACACACAGACACACGGACACAGACACAGACACAUCCAACCCAUCAAUGUGUGUGACCGUGUAUGUCUGUUCCUCCCUCCCUCCCUGCCUCCCUGCCUCCCUGCCUCCCUGCCUGCCACCGUACCUGUGAUGUGUUCCCGAGCCAUUCGAUGCAGUGGCCUGUCCGCGUGUGAGCUUGGAACUUGGGGCCCAUGUCCCUGACGCCACACAACACAACGCAUACACACCGGUGCGGUGCUUGGUCAUCCACACCCGCAUCGCAUAUGUCCUUCCCUGCUUCCUCCCUCCAUCGCACAUAUACCAUGAUUUGCUGAGUUUCUCGUACUUGACGAAUACAGAGAGCAUGCCGUUGGUGGAAAUGGCAGCGAAUGCUGUGGGGCUGCGCCGCUUCCACGCCAGCCCAUUGACAUUGGUGUUGAACCGCCGCCUCUCCUUCAAGCUGUCCUUCUUGACGUCCAGGAUGUGCAGCCGAGACCGGCCUCCCACCGUCAGCAGGUUGUGGGGCAGCGGCGCACGGGUGGCCCACUGCCCGUCAGUCAACGUCAUGCUCAUGCUCCGCCCAGACGAGUCCAGUGAGCCUGGGUGGGACGGGUAGCAGGCAGAGAUGCAGGACGGCUGAUUCUGCCGCUCGAACUCAAACACCACCACAGGGGAGGACGAUGGCCGGCCUAAGGCUCCUUCAGGUGUGCCGCUGGUGGGUGGUGCUGUGGGGUGGACCUGGUUCGCCUUGGCUGACGACGAUCUUUUCCCACCAUUGCGCGAGGAUGCGCUGCUGGGUCGUGCGCUCCUCGUGACAGCGGGCGGCUGGGUGUCCUUGGGGCUGGAGAGCGGCGUGAAGAAGGCAGCGGCGGAAGAGGCAGACGGGGAUGAUGAACGAGCCGCUGUGGCCAUGGCGAUGAUCUGCAGCACAGAGAUGAGUGAGGAUCGUGCACUGAUUCAUCCACCCAUCCGCCUCGUACCUCACCUGCCUGGGUUCGUGUGCGUCACGGCAGCCAACAGAGCAUCAUGAAAUCGUCGAUGGAUCCAUGAAUUCAGUGCCCACCAGCUGCAUGUCCAGGCAGAUCCCUUUGCUUUUUCC